GAAGCCCAUGUAGAGGGUGCAGCCGCAAACCCUAAAAAAGAGUUAUAAAAUGUGUCUCGCGCAAUCGCAAAGUAGCGGAUUUGGGGUUUCUGUAAGGAGCUGGAGUACCGAAGGAGAGAAGGGUUCUUGAAGCCGCCACGGAUUUCAACGAAUUGCAGAAAAGAUAAAAGAUAAAAGAUGAAGAUGUCGUAUAACAAGGGCUGUGCAAAUCCUAAGCCUGAGAAAUUUGUUUGGCAAGAAUGCACAAAGGGAUGUGCAAUUCCUGAGCUUGAAAAUUUUGUUUGCCAAUGCACGGAGGGGCAUUGUUUUUACUGCAAGCAAUUAUAUGCGAAUCUAAUUCAGAAAAAUGAACAAAAAUAUCUUGAAAACAAGAAUAAAUUCAACCAAUGCGCAGUGGCCUUUUCUGCAAGUCUCAAGUCGUUGGAGAAUACAAUGAAGCGAUUAAGGGAGGACAGCCUUGAACAGGGCACAACCAAAUCAAGCAAUUGCAACAUCAAUUCAGGUUACGACAGUUGGAGGUAGUUAAUAUCGCAAAGGAAGUGAGAAUGAGGUUUUUGAGGGACGGAAUUGACUUGCCGGAGUGGGUGAAUGGGAUUGCUGACAACAGAGUGAAGCUUGAAGGAGAGCAAGUGAGUGGGAUUGCUGACAACAGAGUAAAGCUUGAAGGAGAGCGGGUGAAUGGGAUUGCUGACAAGCGAGUGAAGCUUGAAGGAGAGCAAGUGAGUGGGAUUGCUGACAACAGAGUGAAGCUUGAAGGAGAGCAAGUGAGUGGGAUUGCUGUCAACAGAGUAAAGCUUGAAGGAGAGCGGGUGAAUGGGAUUGCUGACAAGCGAGUGAAGCUUGAAGGAGAGCAAGUGAGUGGGAUUGCUGACAACAGAGUGAAGCUUGAAGGAGAGCGGGUGAAUGGGAUUGCUGACAACCGAGUGAAGCUUGAAGGAGAGCGGGUGAAUGGGAUUGCUGACAAGCCAGUGAAGCGUGAAGGAGAACGGGUGGAUGGGAUUGCUAACAAGCGAGUGAAGCUGGUAUUAUUUUUUUUAUUAUUAUUUUUUUUUCUACUUUGGUGAUGGUAUGAUUUGGGUGUGGUUGUGGUGAUGUCUAGGUUAUCAAGGUGUUUCAAAAAUUUUAUUUUUUUCUAUUGUGGUGGUGGUGGUAGUUCUGGUAGCAUCUGGGUGUGUUGGUAGUGGUGUCUCGGUGUGAUAAUGGUUCUAAUUGCGUUUGAGACAUAUAAGUAUGGGUUGGCUACGGUUUUCAAUUUUUUUUCUUUCUCUUGUGAUGUUUGGGUGUGGUGGUGUUGAUUAUGAUGGUGUACAAUUAUCUGGCUAUUUUUUUUAAAAAAAAAUUAAAUUUUCUUUUUCCCUUUUAA
Molecule: messenger RNA, 1363 nt
Organism: Cornus florida
Lineage: Eukaryota; Viridiplantae; Streptophyta; Magnoliopsida; Cornales; Cornaceae
Exons: 2
Coding region: 546-1064 (172 amino acids)
Source: RefSeq, a predicted model, not a curated record